Messenger RNA from Acromyrmex echinatior (Panamanian leafcutter ant), 3028 nucleotides. RefSeq names its product prolactin-releasing peptide receptor. The record is from RefSeq and is a predicted model, not a curated record. Gene Ontology annotation, cellular component: neuron projection; plasma membrane. Gene Ontology annotation, molecular function: neuropeptide Y receptor activity; neuropeptide binding. Gene Ontology annotation, biological process: G protein-coupled receptor signaling pathway. NCBI's taxonomy places the organism in Eukaryota, Metazoa, Arthropoda, Insecta, Hymenoptera, Formicidae.
AGCAGCGCGCGUACGUAGUCGGGGCGUCGCGACGCUUCGUGGUGAUCGCGUUAGUAUGAGAGCGUCGAGCGAGCACGAUAGAUCGGUCUCGGGAUCGUGGUCCCGGCACCCUCGAUGAGUCGCGAGAAUCAUUGUACAGCUGGACCACGCGUUGAGCAUCCCGCAAGGGAGAUCGAGCAUAAUAGAGACGUGUACGACGUAUAGCGAUUUUCCACGCAUAUCAAAAAAAAGAAUAUAAGAAAUAGAUAAAUGGAUUGAUAACGAAAUUUGUGAGGAGAAGUGCUUUCCUCGGAUAGUUCCUCCUCUAGAUUCUGGACGAUGCUCAAAUGUACUCUCGUGUAACAGACGCUCCACCGUGAAAGGCCCAUACAGUACAUUUCAUCUCAGGGAUCUUUCUGGGAACGUUCUAAGGAUAUUGGGACGUUCGUAGGAUGUCCUUCAGAACGUCCCUUAGAGAUCUGUGCUAUAUGGGGAAAAAUGACGAACGUGUUGCGAAUGGAACUGCGACGAAUUACAAGAGAGAAACAACCGUGUAGGUCUGAGUGCGCGUUUGUGAGUGUAUGUGAGAUUGGUUUUCAUAUUUUUCCGCGUGCGUGUCUUCGUUUUUCUCGCUUCGCGAAUCCCCCGAGGAUGCGCAAGCCUCAGUAGUAGUACCGGCCUAAAUCUCCUACGUAGGUAAUCAUAUUCGCGUAGGUAAGAAAUCCGCGCGGCAUCGCGACAUAGAUUCUAAGAACUUUAUUCUGUAUCAAUUCGAUAAAACUUGGUGAACCAUCGUCCCCGUCGCCUAAUAGAAGAAAUUGCCGCGAUUUUCCAACUCGGCGGACUCUUCAACAGGUGGCCGAAAUCGAUGUCGCACGUGUACAAAAGCGUACGAUCUUUUACGCGAGAGAAACGACCGUCGUUUCCCAGAAAGUUUGAAAGUUUUGUCGCCAUAUACAAACAUAUUAAUUGCUUGACUGUCGCCGCCAUUCGCUCCGAGUAUAACGUGAACGCCCGACAAUGAUGUGCAAUCGAUGUUUCUAUUAAUAUAUCGGCAAGCAUAUAAUAUUCACACACCGUAUAAAUAGUGAAAGAAAUUUGUAAUACAAAUGACUUUGGACAAUUGAGUAUUUCUCUGUUCUGAAUAGUCGAAAAGAACAGCGUAAAGGAUUAUCUCGACGGAAGUCGAGCAAGAGUUGCAAAGCUUGCAUACGCGUCGAGUAAUCGAUGCCCUCAAACAGUUGGUCCUGCAAGGAUACCGCCGCACGAAACUCAAGUUAAUCUCCUUAUCUGAGGUUAUAACUUGCUUAUCAGAAUCCUCCGACGCCGGAACGUCCGCCGCGCGGGAUAACAGCAGUGCUGUUAACAUUAAUGAGCGAGGAGCUCCAUGAGAAAUUAAUUCACUUCUCGUGAUUGACGAAGCAUACAUCGUUUGGAUUUUCUUCCGGAUAAUUCCCACCUCGUCGAAUUGCAUUACCGGAUCGACCUCCUCUCACAUCUCUCCCUCUCACAUUCGUUCUGAGAGAUGAGCCAUCAGCGAAUUCAUCCGCGUCAGCGUAUCAUUGACGCAUGAUCGAUUCGACGGGAUAGCACCAAAGAAAAAGAGAGAAAAAGGAGAAGAAGAAAGAAGAAGAGGAGGCGUGUAACACGAAUAAUUGAUCUAGCACUCUUCAAAAUGCAUCGUAAAUAAUGGUACAACGCAAAUAAUAUUAAUCACCAUGCAGAACUCAUCAGCGCGCAACUAUAGCUACGUGUCGGAGGACAUAACGUCGAACUUGUCGGUGCAAAUAAUAUUCUGCCUGUUCUACAUCAUUAUCUUCGUGCUGGGCAUAUUCGGUAACGUGCUGGUAGUCUUCGUCGUCGGACGAAACCGUCAGAUGCACACCGUCACCAAUCUCUUCAUCACAAAUCUCGCGCUCAGCGACGUGCUGCUAUGCGUACUGGCCGUGCCCUUUACCCCUCUGUACACCUUUUUGAGCGGUUGGAUCUUCGGUAAGACCCUCUGCCACCUGGUGCCCUACUCCCAGGGCGUCAGCGUGUACAUCAGUACGCUCACGCUGACAAGCAUAGCCGUCGAUCGAUUCCUAGUGAUUAUCUAUCCGUUCCAUCCGCGCAUGAAGAUUAAGAUGUGCUUAGCGAUCAUCGUAAGUAUUUGGGUGAUCGCGUUGUUACUUACUUUGCCAUAUGGGCUUUACAUGCAGUUAGAGGAGACGUAUAUCUCCUUCUGCGAGGAGAAUUGGCCCGGUGAGCCAUUUCGCAAGGUCUUCAGUUCGCUCACAUCGAUACUGCAGUUUGUCGUGCCGUUCUUUGUAAUCUCCUUUUGCUACAUAUGCGUGUCGAUUAAGCUGAACGAUCGGGCGCGUGCCAAACCCGGCACCAAGACCAGCAAGCGUGAAGAAGCGGAUCGCGAGAGGAAACGCCGGACUAAUCGGAUGCUGAUCGCCAUGGUUGCCAUAUUCGGUGUGUCCUGGUUGCCGCUCAAUAUUGUCAACGUCGUCGAUGAUUUCUAUUCGUACGCCAAUGACUGGUCCUACUACAGACUCUGCUUUUUCAUGUCGCACUGCAUCGCCAUGAGCAGCACCUGUUAUAAUCCGUUCCUCUACGCCUGGCUCAAUGACAACUUUCGCAAGGAAUUCAAGCAGGUCCUGCCGUGUUAUUCAAGAAACUCCAACAGUAACACUCCGAGAAUCAAGAAGAGUUGCAGAGGCGAGAAGAUUUGUAAUGGUAAUAACACCCUGCAAGAGACCCUAUUGCCCAGUAAUACGAAAACGCAGAAUCCCGAGGGAUGCGAGAUGAUCAUUCUGGAGCAGACGACGAAUAUCUCAAAGGAGUUAGAUCAGCCUACGAGUUCCUCAAAGGAUUUUGACGACGCAACUCUGUGAGAGAAAGAAAUUCCAGCUGUUAAGUCGGGAAUGCAUCAUCAUGUUGCUUCCAUCAUCGCGAUCGAAAAGCUGUCGCUCGGAUAAAUCAAAACGUAUAGAGAGGAUGCUGCAAGAACAACGCGUUUAUGGAUCCUAUAUAUACCUUAUGUGUGCUUGUAAAUUGUGAU